AUGAGUCAUCAACAUUUAUCAAAAAUAACAUAUAAAAUGUUAACACCAAAUAUGGUACCAAAAGUUGUAGAUUCAAUUACUAAAAGUUUUGCAACAGAUCCAUUUUCAAUUGCGUUAAAUUUAAAUAAAAAUAAUUGGACUGAAAUGGCAACAUUAUUCGUUGACAGAGCUGCAAAAAAAGAUUUAAGCUUAGUUGCAAUUGAUAAUGAAACAGAUCAAAUCGUUGGUUGUAUUAUUAAUGAAGAUUGGAAAACUAGAGAACCUGAAGAAUUUCAUACAAGUUUAGAUAAAAAAUGGGAACCAGUAAAAUCAAUGUUUUCAAAUUUACAUCAUAAAUAUAAAAAAGAACAUCCAAAUACAAUUAGAUUUGGUGAGAUUAUUCAUUCUUUAUAUUUUACAUGCGUUGUUCCAAGUUCUAGAGGUCAAGGUGUUGCAUAUGAUAUGUGGUAUCAUAGUACAGAUAUAGGUAGAGCUCAUAACUUUCAAUAUAUGUGUGCAGAAACUGCAACUGUAUCUGGUCAAAAACUUUGUGAACAUAUUGGAUUUACUCCAAAAUCAUCAAUCCCAUAUAAUAAAUUUGAAUACCAAGGUGAAAGAAUUUUUCAAAAACUUCCUCAAAUCAACACAAAUUUCGAAAAAUUAACAAUUUGGGAAAAGAAAAUCGUUUCAAAUCUUUAUUAA
Molecule: messenger RNA, 681 nt
Organism: Dictyostelium discoideum AX4
Lineage: Eukaryota; Evosea; Eumycetozoa; Dictyosteliales; Dictyosteliaceae
Exons: 3
Coding region: 1-681 (226 amino acids)
Source: RefSeq, a predicted model, not a curated record